This is a messenger RNA of Drosophila albomicans, 789 nucleotides long. RefSeq lists its product as uncharacterized. The record is from RefSeq and is a predicted model, not a curated record. Lineage: Eukaryota; Metazoa; Arthropoda; Insecta; Diptera; Drosophilidae. The transcript has 2 exons. Bases 139 to 723 code for a protein of 194 amino acids.
UAUUUGAUUUCUAUCUAAUCUGAUUUGUCUAAUUGCCUACAAUAUUAUUGCUUCAUUCAUCCUUGACAUGUUUCGUAAUAGCAGAUAUAAUAUGACUACGGCUUAAUUGAAAAAAUGUCAGACAAUAAUUGACCGAAGAUGCGUGCACUGUCGUUCACUAGCUUGUAUCUCCUUCUACUUGGCAUCCUACUGAGGAGUUCCUCGUCAUCUGCCUGGCGUUCUUUCAAAGUCGUCUUUACGCGCUUUGAAUUCGAGCCGAAUGCCAAGUUUUUGGAUGUGAGAUUAGAAGUUGAGAAUGAUGACGAGAACAGCGCAUUGAAUGCAGUUAUCAAUGUGCUUCAACCACUGGAUGAUGUAGAACUAUCGAUAAGCAUUGGUCUACAAGGUGAACUGGGAAAUUAUACAAAUAUCGUCAGUAGAAGUACAAACUUCUGCAAGAUGCUAAAGGAUCGCAGUGCCGAGCCUUUGAUACGUAUUAUCUAUCAGGACAUGCUGCGAUUUGGCAAACUCUUCAAGGAAUGCCCUUUGCCUAAAGGUACUUAUACACUGCGGGGCUAUCAUAUUGAUGAGGAACUGUUGCCCAGUUUUCUGCCAGAGACGAACUUUCAGUUUGGCCUACAAUUGACACAGGCCAAAGGUCAGGAGAUCUUUCAUGGCACGCUUCAUGGACGCAUCGAUAAAUCGAAAGGUUUCAAUAAUCUAAAAAUGUUCAGCUUGGGUUGAUAUAAUGAUAUAUUUUAUUGUGCAUAACUGUGUUCAUAAUGUUCGUCUUAAAUGUUAUAAAUUUGU